AGCAUAACGACAAGUGCUGGUAUCGAACCUAUCGUGAUGAUCUGUGUUGGGUUGCACAUGCAGGGCUCAGCCACACUGGGCUGGGCUGAAGAUACACCGACUCUCAGCCUUCCCUUCUGCCACAUCCACCUGCUUCCAGGCUACCGAGACGAGUUUGUUAGCUACGAAUAACUACAGAAGCCUUCCUUAUCUCAUUCAGAAUCAAAUAGCUUCUAACCGACCACAUUCCGAUGCCGCCUCGCCCAACGGACUAGUCUCGCGCAAAGAAACUGUCCUCAGUAGAUCUUAGGCGCAGAGACCAUGGAUCCCGCAAUACCAUCUACCGGCUUGUCACUAGUGGCCGAACCUGAAUAUCCAUCCCUAGACCUCAUUUUUGUCCAUGGGUUCACCGGCCACCCUGAGCGAACCUGGACGCAUACUAAGGGCGAUGUUGCACAUCGCAUUGAGGACAACCGCGAACUAGACGAGCCACCUCCGAAAGCCCGAAAACUCAAUUCGUUCCCGUUCUCUAGGGCGCGCAAAGAAAGCUCUCAUAACGUUGUAUAUUGGCCGAGAGAGUUGAUCCCCGAUACCAUCCCCGAGGCGCGAGUCCUGACUUACGGCUAUGACACAUAUAUAAGGCAUAAGCUGGGGCCUCCUGGGAGCAUGAGCGCUGUCUACGACAUUGCGUGGGACUUCCUAGUCGCCCUGGAAGCUCUGCGCCGGGAAGAGCCGUUGAGACCGGCCAUAUUCGUGGUACACAGUCUGGGUGGCAUUGUUGUCAAGGAGAUGUUGCGGAGAUCGAGCGGCUGCCUUCGCGGCCAAGCUCAUCUCCGGUCCGUCUUUGAGUCUACAAUUGGCGUUAUGUUUUUCGGCACACCGCACAGUGGAGCUGACCCGCGUGGUCUACUUCAUCGCAUUGCUGAGAAGGUGAUCAAAGCUGCCGGAUUCUCCGUUAAUGAGCAGAUCGUCAACACUCUUCUACCGUCAUCGGAACGUCUUCGGGAGCUAAGAGACGAGUUUGGUCCCAUGGCUAUCGAGCAGAAUUGGAUCAUACAUUCCUUCCAAGAGCAAUUAGGCGUUGUGGCUCUCGGCGGUCAGAAAGUCGUCGAAGAUACAUCGUCAUAUCUGAAUCUCCCUGCACUGGAAAUCUGCGAGCAUAUCGGACGCAAUCAUAUGGAUAUGUGCCGCUUCAAGGGACCCGAUGACAUCGAAUACCGGAAAGCGUCUUCCGCCCUACGCAGGAUGACGAGUUCAGUCUCGAAGCAGCCGAAAAGAAGCGAAGAAAUACCAUUGAACGACGAGCAAAAGAGGAUGUUGUUGGAUUCGCUAAAAUUCGACCGGAUAGAUGCGCACCAGAUGACGGUCAGGACUGCGCAUGCUAAAACCUGCAAAUGGCUGCUGAACAAGUCCGAAUACCUCGAUUGGCUUGACCUCGCCAACCUACACAAACAUCAUGGCUUCUUGUGGAUUAAAGGGAAACCAGGAUCUGGAAAGUCGACGCUGAUGAAGUUCGCCCUCGCUACCGCUCGGAAGACGAUGAAAGGUAGAACCGUCAUCUCGUUCUUCUUCAACGCGCGAGGUGAUUCUCUAGAGAAAUCCACAUUGGGUACCUAUCGAUCGCUUCUAUUGCAACUUCUAGAACGGUUUCCGGCGCUCCAGAGUGUCUUCGAUUCCCUUAUUGUGUCCACUUCGAUCAUCACACCGUCGUAUGAAUGGAGUAUCGAAUCUCUGAAGAUCUUACUACAGCAUACGGUUCAAAGUCUCGGCAAGUCGUCUGUGGUCUGCUUCAUUGAUGCCUUGGAUGAAUGUGAAGAGGAUCAGGUUCGGGACAUGAUGUCUUUCUUUGAAAAUCUGAGCGAAGUCGCUGUCUCAGCCGGUGUCCAAUUGCACGUCUGCUUCUCAAGCCGGCACUACCCGCAUAUUACGAUCACGCGAGGGUUGACUAUGGUUCUGGAAGGACAAGAAGGCCACAACCAGGAUAUCGCAAACUACCUCGACAGCGAGUUGAAGAUUGGGCACAGCAAGGUUGCUGAACAGAUUCGAGGAGAACUCCAAGAGAAAGCGGCGGGGAUCUUUAUGUGGGUUGUUCUCGUGGUUGGCAUCUUGAAUAAGGAAUAUGAUCGCGGCUGGGUACACGCGCUCAGACGACGGCUGCACGAGAUUCCGGAAGAUUUACACGAGCUUUUCCGGGAUAUCCUAACCCGGGAUUCCCAAAACCGUCACAAACUAGUCCUAUGUGUUCAGUGGCUGCUUUUCUCAAGGCAACCACUAAGUCCGGAACAGCUAUAUUUCGCGAUUCUGUCGGGCGUUGAGCCUGAAUCAAUAUCGAGAUGGGAUCCUGAAGGGAUCGGGUUGGAUACGAUCAAGAGGGUUGUUCUCGACUCCUCCAGAGGUCUAGCCGAAAUCACGACCAAAACGCCAAGGGCCCAGUUCAUUCACGAGUCGGUGAGAGAUUUUUUUCUCAUAGAAGACGGGCUGGGAAGCAUCUGGCCUGACCUCAGAAGCAACUUUCAAGGUCAAAGUCAUGACAGGCUUAAGACAUGUUGCCUGAACUAUAUGGAUGCGGGCAUAGCGGUCCAAAUAAACCUCCCAGGGGAGCUUCCAGCAUAUUUGAAGCCCGAAGCAGUAGUGCUGCGCGAAUCUACCACCGCCGCAUUCCCUCUCCUGGAUUACGCCGUCCGGAACGUUCUAUACCACGCAGAUGCAGCAGAAGGGAGUGGUGUUUCACAGUCUACUUUUCUCGAUAAAUUCCCACGUACCAACUGGAUCUGGCUCGACAAUCUGCUCCAAAACUUUGGGACGCGUAGGCAUACGUGGGAUGCCAGCCUUCUGUACCUACUCGCAGAAAGCAAUGCAUCCAACCUCAUUAGAAUCCAUUCUUCCGUUCCAUCGUCACUCGAAGUGGGGACUGAGAGGUACGGACCUCCUCUUCUUGCAGCGCUUGCAACGGGGAGUGAAGAUGCUGUUCGGGUCUUUGCGGAAGCUUACGCAAAAUACCGGCUUGCAGAGAGUGGUCCGCACAGCCUGUGCAGUGAAUACAAGCCUACCGCAAACAGCCGGCGAGACAUUGGACGUGGCUUUAGUUUCCACAAAUCGAAGGGCUUGCUCUAUUACCUAGCGGAGCUGGGCAACGAGGAGUUGUUUGCACUCGUGCUUCGGACGGGACUUCUACCGCCGAACUCGACGGAUAAAGAUGGACAGACUCUCUUUUUCUUUGCCGCGCUAAAUCACCACGAUGUCAUCGCAAAGCUGCUGCUAGAGACAGGAAAAUUGCUCCUUAAGAGAGGGGCUGAAGCGGACUCAAAAGAUUUGGCUGGAUGCACGCCGCUUAUGUCCGCGACUUAUUGCGGGCAUGUUGGCGUAGUCCGCUUGCUGCUUAAGACGGGCAGGGUUGACGUGAACUCACGCAAUGUCAAUAUGGAGACAGCCCUAUUGCUAGCUGCAAAGAGAGGUCAUGAGGCAAUACUCAAGCUACUUCUCGAGGAAGAGGUUGAAGUGAACUCAAAGGACAGCUUUGGGAGAACUCCGCUUGCAUGGGCGGGGAUCAGGGGACACGUCAGCAUAGCAAAGUUGCUACUCCGGACGGGCCGGGUCGACGCCAAUUUAAACGACAAGAUCGGGAGAACUCUGCUUUCAUGGGCGGCGGGUGAAGGACAUGUUAGCGCAGCACAGUUGCUACUCCAGACGGACCGGGUUGAUGCCGACUCAAAAGAUGAUGGUGGAGACACACGAUGA
Molecule: messenger RNA, 3717 nt
Organism: Trematosphaeria pertusa
Lineage: Eukaryota; Fungi; Ascomycota; Dothideomycetes; Pleosporales; Trematosphaeriaceae
Exons: 5
Coding region: 301-3717 (1138 amino acids)
Molecular function (GO): protein binding
Source: RefSeq, a predicted model, not a curated record